AUGUAUGAGUUUGGUGAUUUUCGUGUACUUAGAUGUAAAAAAUCAGCUAAUGUUCACAUGGAAGGUUAUUUUCAGACAGUGGUGACUUCCAGUAGCAGUAGCAGUGACUAUGAUUAUGAGUGUUCCUCCAGUUCUUCGGACGAGGAUUCCAAGGUUCCAGAGAUGAAGAUUUCUACAGCAGAAUCUCGCGCCAAGAUGGACCAUUCUGCGGAAAUGAAACGCGACGUACCCCUUAACAACCAUAGACGUCGGAUAUCAGCAACUGAGGAGAAGCUUCAAUCUCGUGCUAAGGAUGUAGCUUCAGACUCAGAUGCUUCGGAAGACGAACCUGAAUGGGUACCGCCGGAGCGCAAAAUCAAGCCAGACCGACGCACUAAAGAUAUUGAGAAGCUGGUUCAAGCCGACCUUGAAGCUGAGUGUGAAGAAGAAGAUUAUUGGGAGAUGAUGUACAGUGAUCCUGAUAUUCAUCCAGACUUCGUCAAUAGCCCUAACAAUGAUUCUGAUGAAGAACUCGAAGAGGAUUCCGCAAAACAUGAUGAUGAUGAAUCUGAUAAUUCUGACAAAUCUGAUGACUCUGACGAUUAA
Messenger RNA from Papaver somniferum (opium poppy), 585 nucleotides. Its product is annotated as dentin sialophosphoprotein-like. The transcript has 3 exons. The record is from RefSeq and is a predicted model, not a curated record. The coding region runs from base 1 to 585 and encodes 194 amino acids. NCBI's taxonomy places the organism in Eukaryota, Viridiplantae, Streptophyta, Magnoliopsida, Ranunculales, Papaveraceae.